ACUAGCACACAGGCGUCUUCACACCACCCAAAAACAUCAAGUACCAACACACAUUUCUGCAAAAGUGCAUCUCAUCAGAAAAAAUACACCAUGAUCACUCCUAGGAGCCUAGUUCAGCAGGCAAAGAAGUGGCAGCAGAUGGUAGCCAUCGGGAAGCGGAGGCCAGCGGUGAUGGGGGCGAUCUACGACGUCAACCUGCGGAGUGCAUCGACCAUCGCAGACAAGGGCCACUGCAUCGUCUACACCACCGGUGGAGAGAGGUUUGAGGUCCCGUUGGUGUACCUUGGUACGAUGGUGUUUGGGGAGCUCCUGAGGAUGUCAGAGGACGAAUUCGGGUUCACGAGUGAACACAGGAUCACGGUACCUUGCGACGCGGCGGUGAUGGCGUAUGUCAUGUGCUUACUUAGGAGAAAACCGUCAGAGGAGGUGGAGAGGGCCGUCCUUAGCUCUCUGGUAAUGCCACGCAGCAACCAGAGUGGCACCGCCAUGGUUUACAAGGGUCUUGGCCAGUCGGUGGCUAUAUUUUAGCUAGUGAGAAGUGAUGUGUUCUUGGUGUAUAUAUGUGCAUCCUUUUUUGGUAAGCCUUCAUGUGAUGUAAUGUGUACAUAGAUGUAUGCACAUAGCCAAGUAUAUAAGUGAAGAACAUAUUUGCAGUUGGAUCUA
Molecule: messenger RNA, 663 nt
Organism: Hordeum vulgare subsp. vulgare (domesticated barley)
Lineage: Eukaryota; Viridiplantae; Streptophyta; Magnoliopsida; Poales; Poaceae
Product: auxin-responsive protein SAUR36-like
Exons: 1
Coding region: 91-528 (145 amino acids)
Biological process (GO): response to auxin
Source: RefSeq, a predicted model, not a curated record